Molecule: messenger RNA, 1736 nt
Organism: Varanus komodoensis (Komodo dragon)
Lineage: Eukaryota; Metazoa; Chordata; Lepidosauria; Squamata; Varanidae
Product: cytochrome P450 2J2-like
Exons: 9
Coding region: 72-1568 (498 amino acids)
Biological process (GO): xenobiotic metabolic process
Cellular component (GO): cytoplasm; intracellular membrane-bounded organelle
Molecular function (GO): oxidoreductase activity, acting on paired donors, with incorporation or reduction of molecular oxygen, reduced flavin or flavoprotein as one donor, and incorporation of one atom of oxygen; iron ion binding; heme binding
Source: RefSeq, a predicted model, not a curated record
CCCGCCGAGAGAAAGGCAGAGCUCCUCUUGCCGGCUUCCCUCUACGGACAGUCUGGCUUGGCUGGCAGCGCAUGAAGAUGCUGCGCCACUUACUUUCCGCACUCCAGGAGGGCUUGUCUCUCUCUGUCAUUCUGGUGUUCCUGGCUACCUUCCUGCUCCUUGCCGACUACCUGAAAGGCAGGCGUCCCAGGGGGUAUCCUCCGGGCCCCGUGCGUCUUCCCAUCCUGGGCAAUAUUCUGCAGUUUGGUGCCAAGAAUCCUCUUUCCGAUAUAGAGAAGCUUAGAGAAAAACAUGGCAACGUCUUCAGCGUGGAGGUUGGAAGCAUGAAGUUUGUGGUUGUGAGUGGGCAGCCGCUGGUGAAGGAGGUCCUUGUCCAUCAUGGUGAAGACUUUGUAGAUCGUCCAGAAAUGGCUUUUAUACGUGAAGUCUUUGGGCCAUAUGGACUGAUCUUCUCCAACGGGCUCAGCUGGAAGCAGCAAAGGCGGUUUGCCUUAUCCACGCUGAGAAACUUUGGUUUGGGCAAGAGAAGCUUAGAAGAACGAAUCCAGGAGGAGAGCAGAUACCUAACUGACGCCAUUGAGGAGCAGAAAGGGCAACCGUUCGACCCCCAUUUGCAGAUUAAAAACGCAGUUUCAAAUAUCAUCUGCUCCGUCACUUUUGGGGACCGUUUUGAAUAUUCUGAUAGCAAAUUCCAGCAGCUCUUGCAAUUGGUUGAUACAAGCAUGGACCUUCAAGACAGUAUUUGGAUGCAGUUGUUCCAAGCCUUUCCGACCUUCAUGAAACACGUGCCAGGUCCCCAUCAGACCCUUCUUAACAUUUGGAGAAGUCUCAAGUCCUUUGUAAGAGAAAUAGUUGACAAGCACAAAGAAGAUUGGAACCCACACGAAGCAAGAGACUUCAUUGAUGCAUAUCUGAACGAAAUGGCCAAGGAAGACGCUGCUCCCAGUUUCCACGAGGAAGGCCUGCUACAGUGUGCACUGGAUCUUUUUGGUGCCGGAAUGGAGACGACUUCCGCAACGCUCUGCUGGGCUCUGCUGUACAUGGCCCUUCACCCAGACAUCCAAGCCAGAGUCCAAGAAGAAAUCGAUUCCGUGAUUGGGCAGUCGCGACUUCCAGCACUGGAGGACCGGGAUCGCAUGCCCUACACCAACGCGGUCAUUCACGAAGUCCAGAGGUUCAGCAACAUCGUGCCUCUAAAUGUGCCCCGGAUGGCUACGAGGGACACGACCCUGGCCGGGUUUUUCCUGCCCAAAGGAACCGUCCUGAUGACCAACCUGACCUCCGUGCUGCACGACAAGGAUGAGUGGGAAACCCCCGCUGUGUUCAAUCCUGGCCAUUUCCUUGAGAACGGCCACUUCAGGAAAAGGGAAGCGUUCAUCCCGUUCUCUGCAGGGAAGCGAGCGUGUCUCGGAGAGCUGUUGGCCAGGACGGAGCUUUUCCUUUUCUUCACUGCUCUGAUCCAGAAGUUCACUUUCCAGGCUCCGGAGAAUGUGACGCUACGCUCCGACCUCAGGGUCGGCAGCUCAAUAGGUCCAAAGCCAUACCGGAUACAUGCAUCCUCUCGCUGACGGAAGCCACCUGAUCCUUGGCCAGCUGUCAAUAUGUCCUUCCCUUCUGUUCUUGGGGGCCAUUGUGGAACCUGUGCCAGGCACAGUCCCAUAGACGUGGACUUAGAAACAGGGCGAGUCAGAAGGGGCUCCCGGGCUAUCUAGUCUGACCCCCGGCUCCAGCCGGCU